Messenger RNA from Cladophialophora psammophila CBS 110553, 2424 nucleotides. RefSeq lists its product as uncharacterized. Lineage: Eukaryota; Fungi; Ascomycota; Eurotiomycetes; Chaetothyriales; Herpotrichiellaceae. The record is from RefSeq and is a predicted model, not a curated record. The coding region runs from base 1 to 2424 and encodes 807 amino acids. Gene Ontology annotation, biological process: positive regulation of transcription from RNA polymerase II promoter by galactose; DNA-templated transcription. Gene Ontology annotation, molecular function: zinc ion binding; DNA-binding transcription factor activity, RNA polymerase II-specific; RNA polymerase II cis-regulatory region sequence-specific DNA binding. Gene Ontology annotation, cellular component: nucleus. The transcript is spliced from 3 exons.
AUGCAGCACGAGUUUGCGCUCAUCGAGACUCGCACGACUCCUAGGACUCUUGCGCAUCAGUCUGGGCCAAGAGAUGCCCGAAUUAAAACAGCAUGUGCGGAAUGCAAGCGAAGGAAGACCAAAUGCGACGGCACGCAUCCGUGCUAUUCUUGUCGAUGGUACAAGCAACCUGAAAGAUGCAUAUAUACCUUUUCGCGACCUGCGCUUGUUCUCAGUCGAAAAAAUUUCGAGUCUGUUCGCCAACGCCUCGAGACCACGACCGAUAUUCUAGCAAAGUUGUUCCCAUCGCCAUCUAUUGAUAUCCUCAGCGGUCUCUCUCGCGAGGAAUUACUCCAACAGAUCGGCUUAUCAUUCGAGGGCAAUACAUCCCAAGAUGGACCCAGUCGAGGGAGUCUUGCCGUUACCCUCCUCCCUGUCGAGGCCAGAUCCCAAGAUAGCCGCGACAAUCAGAUGGACCAAGAUGACACGACUACCGGUGCUGGUCUGGACUCCCAGCAGCAGGACGAUGCUUCCUCCGAGGCCGGUGACGAUGUGAAUGCUCUCUCGGCAAUGUCCAAUCAACCGUCGUCCUAUGUUGGUCCGUCCUCAACAAUGCAGAUGUUCCGCACCAUACUCAGAAUUGCCCCUGAGUCGGUGGGUCAACAACAACCUACCCAAAGUCCUACAACCAGCCAACGAAGUACAUCGUAUCGGUCUCCAGAGGUCAGCCACAGGACCCCGCCGUCUCUCCAAAUGACCGAGAGGAUUGGCGCUUUGAUCGAUGCCUAUUUCCAUUGGAUCCACCCGGCUACUCCUAUUCUUGAUCAGGCCGAAUUCAGAAAUGUUGCCUCUGCUGGAACUCGAAAUGACCCUCCAUGGCUUUGUCUUUUCAACAUGGUGUUGGCGCUAGGUUCCAUUGGAAGCACGAGGACCGACUCCAGAGAACACCUCAGCUAUUAUCAUGCAGCAAAAUCCCAUCUGGACGUAGAGGGCCUUGGAAACAAGAGCUUCGAAACGUUGCAGGCUCUGAUUCUGAUGGCUGGCUGGUAUAACCAUUACCGAAAUCGGCCGAAUCUUGCGUCUGCGCUUCUUGGAGCAGCGUUUCGCAUGGCGUACGCUUUGGGCCUUCAUAAGGAGCAACCCAACAGCAACCAAUCUGCUGAGCAUCAAGAACUGAGGCGGAAAAUCUGGUGGAACCUCGUGGUCCUGGAUUCGGCCGAAGCUGUAACCUUGGGCCGUACAUUGGAUACUAAAAUAUUUGAAAGCGAAGUCAAAUAUCCCCGAGAGGUCGGGCAAGAUGGGAAUGAUGUUGUGGAAGUCUCAUCUCCUUCCUCUACUUUGGUCAUAACCAUCGGAUUCUCGCGUAUCAUGACAGAGAUCCAGAGCCGAUUGAUGACAUCGAACACAGUGCCGUUCGCCGAAUUACUCAGCCUCGAUGCACACCUGGUGGAUUGGUACGAAGCUUUACCGGCCUACUUUCACAAACUGGUGGGAAUGAGUAGCUCUGCCAUAUCAGAGCCGUCCAGUUCGGAACGCUUUGUGCAACCGUUUUUGACCAUUAGAUGGCGCUACCUCAAUCUCAGGAUGUUGCUAUACCGACCCAGCCUUAUGGAGGCCGUCCUCCAUCGGAUCCCCUUUGGCGGGCUUACGUCGGACCAGCGAUUGUGUGUACGAAAGUGUCUGACGCUGUCCGGGGAAACCAUUGAUUCGGUGAAAACAAGGUCUUCGGAACUGCCGAACCAAUACAUUGCCUGGCCGUCGACGUGGUAUCUGUUGCAAAUUUGCAUGGUCCCUCUUCUCAGCUUGUAUGUGUUCCGGGAGGAUGGCAGCGACCAAGGCCAUUCACAGACCGACGCUGUUCAUCAUCUAGGGUUUAGGCAUCCAGGCAGCGUCAAAGACCAAGUUCGACAAAUUCGAGACGAAUGUCAUAGGCAAGUCCAGACCACUCUGCGCUUGAUGAAAGAGAUGGAGCCAUGGGCCGUGGCAUCAGGCAAAAUGCAUGAUUUGAUCACACAUCUGUACGAGGCGAGAGACCAGCACCUGCGCGUCUGGAACAACAGCGAUGAGAGCCCGAUGAUUGUUCUAGGGUCUCCAGAAAAUUCGUCGAUGCAAUCAUCGGAAGCGAUGAACGCAAGAGUGUUGCAGGUUGACCGUGUAAGCAUGAACCUGGGCGGCGCAAAUAUAAGAACUGCCAACCCUUUGCAGGCCGAAGGCGUGGUGGUCCCCUCAAAUGGUCUAAAUCCGGCUGUCGGCAUGGCCCAGUAUAGCAUUGGGGCCCACAGCAACAAUACUACAACUACUACUCUCAAUCCGUCGUCCGAGCAAUUUCCACGAGACUUCUCGAUUUACAACAGCUUCGCAUGGCCGAAUGCGACUUUGGAAAGCCUUUUUGACUUGCCGGAUGAUUUUCAAUACAUGAACCAAGGCAUGUUCGGAAUGGGAUGA